AUGGCCCAGGAGAACGAAGAACAUCCAGCAGAGAAGGAGGAAGACCGCAGUCCCGGGGAAGCCUUCCUUCCCUUCGUCAAAAUGGACCUGCUGUACAACAAGUUGAAGAUGCUUAACUACGACAAAGAAUUUCUUGCCGUUUUUCCAACAUUCAAGUCAAUUGAUAGGUUACUAUUUGUUAUGGUUGAAGUAAUAGUCAAGGUUAAUGUGAACCGCCUUAGGAGGUAUUUUGUGGACGAGAUCAACAGCGGCGAACAGUUCUUUAUGUUCGUUAACUUGGCCUCAUGGCUGAUUCGAAAAUGCGGCAGAGUUCAUUUCAAGACACCGCUUGAAGGUGUACCAAGUCAAUUUACAUCAAGCAAGUUAAAGGCAGGGGCUGGCGAUCAGUGCAUCGCCGUGCUGACAGCGCUAGCGGACCAGGCGCUGCAGAAGACAAAUUUCUCAUUUCAAGCACCUGAAUUUCCGGUAGAUGAGCCAGGCGGCGAUUCCACGGUAAUUCAAGAGGCAGAUAUAGAGAGCGACCAGCCUCAGGAAGAUGAAUUUGACAUUUCGGAUGAUGAAGAAGACGAACAAGAUGAAGGUUUCAUAGAUUUAGAGAUUACAAAACAUCAUGACCAACUGAGAAAACCGAAACAAAUGAUAGAAAUUAGCGAUAUGAAGUGGCAGCAAGAAAUCGACCGGGUCACUCCGUCGUUGAAGAUAGUCAUCAAACAGAGGGCUGCGAUUCUACUUCAGAACUGGCGAACUCACCUGCAUGCAAUAAAUCAGUUCAAAACGGAACUCAGCUCUGUUCGGGAAUCGCUUGAAGAGUCCCUCGGAAAACUGUCGAAAGACAUUGCACGAACUCUGGAUACCAUUGGCUCUAGAGAAAAGUACUUGAAUGCACAACUUGAGCCGCUGUUGUCGAAACUGCGCAGUACUCAAGACCAGCUGGCAGAAGUUAAAGAAAAAUACCGCGAGGCCAGCGGAGGAAUUAUGGAGAGGGUAAAGACGCUAUCGCAGGUUUCAGAAGAGUUGGAACAAGUCAAGCAGGAAAUGAAAGAGAGCAGUUCACGGUUGACCGACGGAACACCUCUGACAAAGAUUAAGCAAGCAAUCAGUGCCCUAAAAGAAGAAAUCACGCUGAUGCGUGUGCAAUCAGCCAUGAAUGACCAAAUAAACGUUGCAGAGAAGCAGCCUUUCGACAUAAAUCCAACACUGUACAGCGCAUGA
Messenger RNA from Soboliphyme baturini, 1212 nucleotides. Lineage: Eukaryota; Metazoa; Nematoda; Enoplea; Dioctophymatida; Soboliphymatidae. The record is from the annotation of a GenBank genome assembly.